AUGGCAGAAGGAAAAGGAAGAGUUUGUGUAACAGGAGGUACAGGUUUUCUUGGUUCAUGGAUCAUCAAGAGUCUCCUUGAAAAUGGUUACACUGUUAAUACCACUGUUAGAGCUGAUCCAGAGAAAAAGAGAGAUCUUAGCUUUCUCACAAAUCUUCCAGGAGCAUCUGAAAAACUAAAAUUUUUCAUUGCUGAUCUUGCCGAACCAGAAAGUUUCAACCCAGCAAUUGAAGGGUGCGUUGGAAUAUUCCACACCGCCGCUUCGGUUGAUUUUGAAGAGAAAGAACCAGAAGAAAUAGUGACAAAAAGAAGCAUUGAUGGAGCAUUAGGAAUUCUUAAAGCCUGCAAAAACUCUAAGACUGUGAAGAGAGUGAUUUACACUUCAAGUGCUUCUGCUGUUUAUUGUCAAGACAUAGAAAAAGCAAAGGAUGUAAUGGACGAAAGUUAUUGGAGCGAUAUAGACAUUCUUAGAAAUCAUAAACCAUUUGGUUGGGCUUAUUCAAUUUCUAAGACACAAGCGGAGAAAGCUGUUCUCGAGUACGGACAACAAAAUGGGUUGGAUAUUGUGACUAUUAUACCAACUAUUAUUGUUGGAGCCUUCAUUUGCCCUAAGCUUCCUACCUCUGUUUAUGGUGUACUACCUUAUUUAUUUGGUAAUACUGACCACAGUCCAAUAUCUCGUUUCCAUAUGGUGCAUGUUGACGAUGUUGCGCGAGCACAUAUAUUCUUACUUGAACAUCCUAAUCCAAAAGGGAGAUACAAUUGUUCACCAUUCGUUGCAACUGUUGAGGAAGUAGUUGACAUUGUUUCUUCAAAGCAUCCUGAAUUUCAAAUUCCAAAGUCCAAAUUGCUUGGGGGGCCUAAAGGUCUAGAGCUUCCACAUUUAACAUCAAAGAAACUCACUGAUGCUGGAUUUGAGUUCAAACAUAGUAUUGAGGAAAUGUUUGAGGAUGCCAUUCAAAGUUGCAAGGAAAAGGGUUUAUUUUGA
This is a messenger RNA of Vicia faba (fava bean), 987 nucleotides long. The record is from the annotation of a GenBank genome assembly. Lineage: Eukaryota; Viridiplantae; Streptophyta; Magnoliopsida; Fabales; Fabaceae.